CGGCAGCGCCCGAGCCAGGCUGUGCCCCAGUUUGUGUCCAAUCAGAGAGUGAAGUGCGUGCACCGAGCAGGGCGGCAAUGCGUAAACAAGCCCCGGGAAACUCCUCCGCCCCCCGCUCUCCCCUCCGCGCCGCUCCCCGCGCCGCCCCGCAGCCUCCCCCGCCGCCCGCCAACAACUCUGGCGAGGCGCGCUCCCGCCGCCCAGCAGCCCUCCCCCCGCCCGCCCAGCCGGCGCCGCCCGCGCUGCCACACGCACCCACUCCCGCACACGCCCGCGGGUGCCCGUGGCCUCUGGAGGGGGAAGCACAAGGAACUGAUUGAAACUCCAGGUAGAAGAUACAUUUCAGAAUAAGAAGAAAUUCACAUACACUGAGAAGAAAACACAGGAUUGUGGAGAAGAAUCUAGAGUCCAAGUUCUGGUAGGAAAAUGACUCGCCUGGCACAGGAGCAGGAGUUACGAGCCAUGUUCCUGUGAGUCCUGCAGAAUUCAGAGCAAAUGCCUGGAAAAGUCCAGCUGCACAGGGCAGCGCCGCAGCUCUUGUGAACCACGGGCAUUGACGCCUCUCAGACUCGCUCCUCUGGCCCCGAGCACGCUGCCAGCAUUGCCUGCCCCACGAAUGGCUACUCAGAGGAAGCACUUGGUGAAAGAUUUCAAUCCUCACAUCACCUGCUAUAUCUGUAAAGGCUAUCUCAUCAAGCCGACUACAGUGACUGAGUGCCUCCAUACCUUUUGUAAGACUUGUAUUGUUCAACACUUUGAAGACAGCAAUGACUGUCCCAGGUGUGGGAACCAAGUGCACGAGACCAAUCCACUAGAAAUGUUAAGGCUGGAUAACACCUUAGAAGAAAUUAUAUUUAAGCUGGUGCCUGGACUUCGAGAACAGGAACUGCAGCGAGAGAUCGAAUUUUGGAAGAAAAACAAACCUCAAGAAAAUGGACAAGAUGAAAUUCCAAAAGCUGAUAAACCCAAAUUAGAUGAAGAGUGUGAUGAAAAUGAAGAAGAUAAAGACUAUCACAGGAGUGACCCACAGAUUGCUAUCUGCCUUGACUGUUUACGCAACAAUGGACAGUCAGGAGAUAAUGUGGUCAAAGGUUUAAUGAAGAAAUUUAUCCGCUGUUCUACUCGAGUGACUGUGGGAACUAUCAAAAAGUUUCUCAGCUUAAAAUUAAAACUUCCAAGUUCUUAUGAGCUGGAUGUACUAUGCAAUGGAGAAAUCAUGGGGAAGGAUCACACCAUGGAAUUCAUCUAUAUGACAAGAUGGAGACUAAGAGGCGAAAACUUUCGGUGUCAGAACUGCUCAUCUUCGCAAGCCUGCUCACAGGAUGGCACUUUUUAUCAGUCUUACCCUAUGGUACUUCAGUAUCGACCUAGAAUUGACUUCGGUUAGACCAAAGGGCCAGAUCCCACUGAGAUGAAUCCUGCACUAUUUGUUUACCCAUCGACAGAUUGCACAAUGAAUGGAUGUGCCUGGAUUAGGGGGACACAACCAGAUUUUCAGCAUGCAAAUAAGGACAUUGUCUUUCUUAAAAUUGUCAGUUGCAUCUCUGUUGUUUCUAUUAGAGCAAGCCAAGUGCCAUUCUGCUACUGAAAUGUGCAUAAGAUAUUUGUGUAUCUCACAAGUGUGCUGCAAAUCAUAGCCAAAAUCAUGAAGUGUACAAGUCAAGAUUCAAAAACUAUGGAAUAUUUUUGCUUGUGUGUUAGAAAAUUUUUCUGGUCCUCAUAUUGAUUACACUAGCAAAAUGGCAGAGUGCUCAUUCCAUGCUGUGUUGAAGUUUCACACACUUACUAUUUUACUGAAUAUUGUUGUUUAAUUCAUAGAGUACUGUACAAAUAACUAAGGAUUAAACCUUGAAAAUAUUUUGUAUAGAAAAUAUAUUUAGAAAAGUGGUGAUUGGGCCACUACCUUUUUUCUUGAUAAGCUUCUCAUGGUUCCAGGUAUAGCUCACUCAUGAGUGAGCAACAGUCCUUUUGCAGUGAACAAAGAUUAAUUACAUUUAACAAGAGAUGUAGAACAUGGUAAUUGAAGACAGCGAUUUUAAAUCUUAUAGCUAGAUUAUGCUAAUAUUGCUUAAAAGCAUUGCUGCCUUUGUGAUUGCACUUUUCUAUGGUUUCCCUAAAGAUUGGAAUUUGGAAUACUAGCUAUUUUUUGAAAAUGGCUUCUGGUCAGAUUACAUUUCUUCUAAUAAAACCUCCUUAUAAACAACAUUUAAAAUAAUGUAAAUGUCUAUGAAACAACUAAGUUUCACUCUAAGAAUACAAGCAAGGCAAAAUGUUACAUAAUUAUUGCCCUUCAUAGUAAACAUUUCCUUUUCAGAUUGGUUGGAGGUAUAUAAUAUGCUGAGUUAAAAAAAAAUAUAUCUUUAAUUACAUGAUAGGUGUCUUGUGACUAUCUGGAAUUUAGAAUGCAUUACAGAAACUUUCAUUAGUUGAAGUCAUGUCAUAAAACUAGAUCCAUAAAAUUAGAGGUAAUGCAAUACUGAAAAUAAGCAGUCUGACCAAAAUAAUCGUUCAGGUCAUUUUUUAUUAUUUUUUUUCUAAGACCUGGUAGUGGUGGAUAAAAAGUGAUUGUUGCCUUAGGUAUUGCAAGCAUAGUGGUUCUAGCAUAGAAGGUUUAUUGGUGAUUCUGGUAAUGUUGCAGGGAGCACAGUAAUGGAUUUGUUUUCUGUAGUCUUCCAUUGUCUUUGCUCUGCUUAAAAGUCAGUUGAGUUUUUCACUUCAGAUUCCAUGGAGAUACUUACAGCUCAGUAUCUUGAUAUAAUUUCUUCUUAAUAGACACCUGCUAGUUUUUUAAAUAACUAUAUACUUUCCUAUGUUUUUUGCAUACAUGAAAGAGGAAGCAAAUAGAUUUUUCAGAAGCUACUAUAGAGUGAGCUAGUCAUUCUUAAAUAAGACAAAGUGAAAAUUCUAUCAUGGGAUCAAAUAUAAAAGAUAGAUGCAAGGCUGUAACUCCUUUGUAAAUUUAUGUUUGUAUGCAUUAGUAGGUUUCUGUAGGAGAAAUAAGCAUGUUGUGGAUUAAAUCUGGCCCCUUUAAAGUUAGCAGGAGUUCUAACAUUGAUGACUUGAGGAAUCCAUGUACAGUUGGGUUGAAUUCUACCAGUGCACUCCAAAGCCCAGAUGACAUGCAGAAACAAGAUGCCAUCAGUAGCAGUCCAAUUAGGAAACCUGCCAUUGCAGGUCAAGGUUGCACAUAUUGUGCAGAUGCCAGUGAACCUGGGGAAGAAAAAUGUUUAGAAACCUGCUGCUUCUUUCUGCAGGCACCAUGUGCUGACUGAUAAGGGCACUGGUUUGCCCACACUGUAGAUGGGAAGGGCUGCACACGGUGGCUGCAUGAAGCAGUCAUCUGUUUGCCCACCCUAUGAUGUGCUACUUGACAGAAACAAGAUGUAGGGAGGGCCCUUCUCCUCUGCAGAGUCUCUAGGGAAAAAUAGAUUCUUUGUUUAUAGAGAGGUCCUCCUCAUGGAGCAGCUUGGAAGAGCAGAGCAUGCAUUCUAGUUGCAAAUCAUUCUUCUCUUUAGUAUACAUACUUGUUUUGUAUGGAAGAAAUAGGAUAUUAUUUGUAAAUAUUUACAUGCACAUACAAAGACACCUUACAGUUUUAUAUCUUUCAUGUGUUUUUAUAUCAGAAUUUUCACUGUAGAUUCACUUGAUGUAAAGCGCCUGCUUCAGUUUAUCACAAAACUAAUGAUACUAUUUUUAAGCAUAACUUCUGUUUGGUUCAGAGGACAAUUUUUAUUAUUUUUUUUUAACCAUUGUGCUUGCUGUUUUGACAAAUUUGAACAGAGUUGUUCUAAAAAGAGUAGAUCACAUUAUUUUUAAUCCAUUUUAAGUUAUCUUAUUCAGUAGUUUGCAUCCACCUAACAGGACCCCUGAAAUAGGACUACUUUGUGUUGGCUUCUGAGUGGCAACUAAUACAAUAUUUGACUGUUUAAUGACUGUGUAUAUUCGCAGUUCAGAAAACCAUGAAUUCUCUUGAUCAGAAUUGAACAUUGAUUUAAUUAAUGAUCUUCUUAAUGCAACUUAAAGCUAUGUUACAGAAGGCAAAUUUUCAUUUUAAUAUUGGAAAAUGCUGACAGAUAUGAUUGAAUGUUCCCAGCUGAGAAUCAUGGCAUUAGAUGCAUUUGAUCUAGCCACCUACACUUUAUGUAUUUCUGAUUUGAUGGCACAGCACCUCAGUGCUGUUAUAGUUUAAUAGGUUUUGUAGCAUUUAAGUGCCAGGGAAAUACGUAUCUUAAGUGGGCAGCUUGUAUAACACAGGCAUUGCCUUCUUCACAGGAAAUUUCUCUCCCAUGUAGUACAUACGUGCCAUGUGUCUACAGAUAUGCAUAUUUAAUUAAUUUGUGCCAAUUAAGAAUAUCUGAUCAGCAUAGGAAUAUAAGAAUGUGUGUACAGAUUCUUGUGUGCCAAAGAGGGGUAGAGUGAAAUGAGUACCUAAACAUUCUGUUAAAACUGCACCAUAUGCCACCCUAGAGCAGAUGACUGUAGAGUCACACUUUAUGAGCAUUUCCCUGACAGUUUCACCACUGCAUGUUUGUAAAGAAAAGGAAUAUAAAAUAAGUGUUGCUGCCACUGUAUUUCUAUGGCUUUCCCAUAUUGGCAGUACCUAGCUGCAGAGUAAUAAGACCUAAACAAUUCUGCACUACUACCUAAUCUUGCUGGCUUUCCCCCUAAAAAUUAAAAACUUGUGUCUCCUUUUAAUUCUAAGUAACUCAUUAAUAAAAGUCAUAAGCUACUUUUCUUUGAGCAUAGCUGUAUGCUGCAUUUGUCUAGUACCAAGCUAUAAGCUAGAACUUACAAACAAGAUCCUGUAAUCUUUCAAACAAUAUGGAAUUACAUGAUUAAUCAAGAAAUGUAUCUUCCAUCAUGCAUUGUUACACUGCCCAUAGCUAAGGGCCUAGGCCUAUAAACAUAUUUUUAUUUGGAUGAAAUACCAAAUAAGAUGGCUACAAUCAUCUAAGUGACUCAUCACUAUAUUAGGUACUGUUCACAUGAAAACUGGUGUUUGGGUCCUAGGAGUAUGCAGUGCUGGAAUAUUGUGCAUACCCAGCUAGCUUGCAAUUAUUCUGCAAAAAACAUUUAUAAAAAGUAUUAUUUUUACUUUACUGAAAAUGCUAUAUAAAGCAAAGUGCCUGAUUAUUGAUACAGAAUACCUUUUAAGCCCAUUAUUUGCAUUUUGUAGGGUAAUAUUUGCUUCUGUAUUUUAUCUAUGGUCUUAAUAUUUUCAGCAAGAAUAUUUCAUAAGCAUGCUAUAUCGAGAAGCUUUAUUUCAUGGUAAACAAGCAGAAAAAGAAUUGUGUUCUGGUGGACAAUUUAAAAUUUUAAAAGAAAAACACCUAUCUCAGUAGGAAAUAUAUCAAUUACUUUUAUAUUGAAACUCUUUCAUUUUAUGCAUGAGGAACCCUUGAAUUCUGGGUCUUUGUCCAUUAUUCCUCCAGUUUCCAACAAUUUGACUUGACUUUUCUGCAGUUAACAAAAACAGUUCCAGUAUAUCUGGAGGAGAAAAGAGUUUGGUCACAUUCCCUUCAGAUACAAGCUAGGCUCUUGUUCUCUUCUGCCGAUAAAGAAGUGAUCCAGAGUUCCAUCUCAUCUCUCCCAUGGAUAAUUGUUAGACAUGAGUUUGUGAGAGAAGUAAAUAGUCUUUCCUUCUCUACUGCUUUUUAAAGCAACAAAAUAGGCCAAGGUUCAGUCCUUUAGUUGAACCAGUAACGGAGUUUUAUAGUUCCAUUUGAGGGGCUUUUUUUUACAUUUUCUUAUCACUGAAGACACAAAGAGGCAUUGACUUCUCAGAAAAAAAUGUUCUUGGGAGAACUUGAAAGGAAAGGAGUAGCAUCCAGCUCAGCCUGAUACUAUGUCAGGUAGAAAGACUAGAGAACAGAUAGGUAUUCAAAGCCAGUCUGAAGUCUCAAAAUGAACUGACUGAGCCCUACUUAUGCUACAUAAAAUACUGGUCAGUUACAUGGACUGAUCAAACAUAUUUUUAUCCCAGAAAAGACUGAAGGCAGCUAAGACUUAUAUGCCUAUCCACAGCAAAUAUGUAAACAGAGAUGUUUAAAUCAAGAGCUUAGUCCAGUUUCUUCUUCUUAUCCUAGACAGGUUGAAGACAUCUGUUUACUUCCAUCAAAAAUGCAUAGAUCAUGCAGGAUAUUCCCCUCUCAUUUUAUAUCAUCCUGUGUUAUAUUCAUUUACUGUGCUCACUUAAAAUGUCUGUUCAGGCACCCUCUGUCUUGUAACUAAUUCUAGGUUCUUACUCAUCUUUUGCCCAGUCCCAUCCCCACCCCAUUUCAUGCCCAACAAGUAGAAACAUUGUAGAGUUAAAAAUGAGAAAUUUCACCUGUGGAAUCAGCUCACAGGUUUCAUUCAUCAGGCAGCAUUCAUGGAUUUCAGCAAAGUUUUCACAGUUCUGCAUUUGGAAUUCUUUAUAACUGGUUUGAACAAGAUAAUGCUUCCUCUGAGUGCUCAGCUGAAGACACUUGUUUCAGAAAGGAUUGCAGUCUACUGGAGCAUGUUCCAGAAUUAAUUUGAAGACACAAGAGGAUUGAUUCACCCUAAAGGAAACGUGAAAAGCUUCCAACUGCUCAUUUACCACUAGUUUUAUCACGUAUGGGUAGUCUUGCCUUCAGACCUCAGCUGAAGCAUCCUUCUACAGGAAUGUCCUCCAAAAGAUGAUCUUAUUAUGGUAAUAUAUUUUUCUUCAUAAAGAUAUUCAACAGGUAGAUCUGCUUUAAUUUUUUUUAGAUUAUUGUCUACACUGUCUCUAGAUCAGAUUAAACCGUGAGAUUCCAGAAUAGGAAAUUGAUUAAUUAAUAAAUUCCUGACAGAUUCUUCCAUCCAAGGUAUGUGCCCUAAGUCUUCUGAAAUCAGGUAUCUUUCUACUGCAGUUGAGGAAGGAUGUCUUUUCUUUCUCUAGGGAGCAAUUUAAAGCUGUUCAGUUCUGGACUGUGGCAGUGAAAUGGAAAGGCUCUAUAGAUGAAUGAAAACAUCCAUGCUAUCUUUUGUACUUUUAUAAAGAGACCCAGUUCUGUAGGCUCAGGAUGGAGGGACAUUCUGGAAGGAAAGAUGUCUACAAGUGGAAUUUUUUGUCAUUACAUUAAUUUUUACCAAAGAGAGACAUUAGCUUGACUUUUCAUGUUUAUCUGAAACAUUAGGCAUACUUUUCUUUGAAGUAAAUUUUAUGUGUAUUUAUAGCAAAUGCUUCUAACAAGGUUAAUAAUGUAACAGUUGGCAGGAUGAGGUGAACAAAAGUAGUUACUGUGCAUUUUCCUUUUUUCUUCAUGAUACUGAGUGGAAAGCAAAGUACGAGUUGAGAGUAGGUGGCUAUACAAUAUUCAUAAUUGCUGCAACAAUAACACAUUUGUCCUGCUAGUUAAGAUACUGAGGUUUGCAUUCCAAAUGAAGUUGUAAUAAAGAAGUUUAUUAUCAAAGUGCAAGGCACAUAUUUCAUGAUGCUAUUCUGCUCCUAAAAUUCUGUUUUGUAUUAUAUUGAGUAUAGUAAACAGUGUUGCUGUUGUGAAACAUGCUCCCUUUUUACUGAAAAACAUCACAUACUAAUUGAUUUAAAAUUAUGCUUUGUUGUCAGAGAUUUAGUUUGUUCAUGAAAAAAGUUUGUUUUUAAAAAUAAACUAUUUUUAUUGAUAGUCUGAUUGCCUGAUAGUUAGACCUAUUUAAUACCAAAGGUAAGCCACCCAGAAACUGAUUUGGAAUAAGGCACUGACACUUUCCUGGAGUGCAGUGGUCAAGAGUUACACCUGGAAUCAGUCAAGCAGAGCUGAACUGGUAGUAGUUGUGUUACCAAGCUAAAGGAUUUGGCACACCUAACAGUUUCCAAAACAAAACAGAAAAGGAAAAAAACAACAGGAGUAGCAUAAAGGUUAACAGACCUAGAGUAGCUCUUUGAGUCAGCUCAUGUUCCUGAAGAAAAGCACAAAGACUUGCAUUACUGAUGUGUCUGCUAUACCUGGCCUGUGAACUCAUAACAAACUUCAGCCUGCUGUCAAUCCUGUAAACCUUCCAAAGCACAAAAUAUUCACCAAGCUACUUUUGUGUUUUCUAGUCGUAGUUCAGUGAUAAUUUGGAGGGUGAAAAGGACAGACUUGGAGGAUAAUGAGAAGAUAUUGAGUAUGAGUAUGUUUUACAGAUUUUUAUAGAUAUUUUUUUAGCAAAUGGCAUUGCUGUCCUUGAUGAGAGACCAUUGGUUAGCAAGAAGUCAAUUACUUUACUUGUGCAGUAUAAAAUAGAAAGAAUAAAGAAAUCCAAAUAUCUCUGUUUCUUUUUCCAGGAUAGUGAUUAAAGAAGCUGGAAAGUAAUAGGACAAUUUAAUUAUUUAGCUGACUGAAACAUUCAUUCUAAAAUUGUAGUGAUCAUUUUUAUAUUUUUUCUUAAAUACAAGCUUAGGACAAACAUGAAGCAGUGCAUCAUUUUUUCCCUUAUUGCAGACUUAACUAUUGAAAAUAAAAUGUUUUGCAUUUACAAAAAAAAAUGCAAAGCCUGAAUUGUUGGAUGUUCCAGGCUACUGAAUAGGUGAUACAUAGUUACUCUUACUGGAUUUUUUUUUUGGGAUGGGGGCCUAAGUGUCCUUAUAUAAGCUGUGAUCCAAGUUAUGAUAAGAAAGGAGCCUAUGGUGAGCAGUCAUAAUGUUUUAAUGCUUCCUUGCAUUUGAUCAGUAGUUACCAUUUUUUGAUAUAACAGCCCUCACAGUACUUAGAAGCUCAUAGAACAUAUUGUGAUAUUAUGUUGCUAAUUUGUUUUAAAAUAUAAAAUGUUUUAAGCUUUUUGUCAAAAGUGAUAACAUCAUAUUACAAAUAAACCUUUUUGUGGUUGUUAAAUUUAGCUUAUAAAUCAUUCAAAUUGAAGUGAAAAAACACAGGUCAUUGUUAAUGACAGUCUAUCCUACUAUUAAGAAUUUAUGUAUUUUUGUAAAGGAAAAGCACUUGUAGAUAUAUAAUCAGUCCAAUAUCUAUCUAUGUUAAUGUUUUGAAAAAAGAGAAAACAAAAUGCUGCUUAGAGAAUCACAUAUUUUUAUUUUUUGUGCUCAAAUUCAUUUUCUGUUGAUUUAUGGAAUGUUUAUUCUGUGUGAAGCUGUAUAGUUAGUACAGCUGGGCUAAAUGCAUUUCUUAGCUCAAUCAAUUAUAUCUGACUGAUAAUACAUUUUCUAUCUGAUCAGAAAGCUGAUUGCAAAACAGACUGGUGGUGCUGUUUUUCAUUUUUGAUAUUAGCUUCAUUCUGCCUUACAACAUUUGUACUUCAGAAUAAUUAUAAAAUUACUAUUAUUUUUUGUGAUGUUUGAAUGGAUGCUUUGGGGCACCAUUGUUUAUUCAGUCGUAUAUUGUUAUGCUUAUAAACGUUUUUACAAAACAGUGACAAAAUUUUAUGUAGAGUAUUUAAAAACUAGUUUCCCUGAUGAAGAAGUAUGUCAGAUUAGUCAAGUUUCAUACUUACUUUUCUGCAACAGAAACUACUUCUGGGUUCAUGCAUGGAACAUGAUUGCGUCACUGAAGUUUCUGAGCAUUUGUAGGAAUAACAUCUUUUAAAUUCAGAAUAACUUCUUGUAAUAUUUUUCAGCUAUUUGAAACCUCACUCUUAACUGUAUUUUGAUUCAACACAGUGGAUAAACACAGAUUUGGGGGGGGGGGUGGGAAAGCACAAAGAUUUAUUAAAGUACAGUAGAGUGUUGACCACAUUUAUUUGUAGUUAUUAGUGUACAUUCCAAAAUCUGGUUACUUAUUUCAGUGGAAUUCUAUAGGGUUCUACUCUGUGGGCCUAGUGCUGAGUUAAGCUCUUCUGCUUGACCUCUGUGGAGCUGCUUUCUUUAAUUAUCCUUGAAGCUAAAACUUGGAAUGACCCAGAGUUCCUGCUUCCUCACUGAAUUUCCUUUCAUGGGUGGCUAAUAUUGUUUAAAUUUGAUCUUACUAUAUUAACCUUCCCCAAAACAAAUAAGAUUUGCAACACUGAGUAUGUGCACUAGCAGCAGAAUUCAGUGUUACAAACUCAGCUGAGGAAAUACCUAAUUGUCAAAUUGGGAGAAUUUCCCUCAGAUUAUGAACACUUGUAAUGGCACUGUCUCAUUAGCAUGCACAUUUCACAAAGAUCUGCAAGUGAUCUGUUUUAUUAUUUGAAUAUUGUCCUUUUUAGUAUUUUUGUUAAGAGCUAAUUUCCAUAUGAAGUCAUUGGGGACUGACAUCUCCAAGUCCACAAAGCAGCAUGUUAAAAACUUAAAUCCAUUUGAUCUACAACACCAGUAUUACAGUCUUGUAUCUUUUAACCAAAUAUUUUGUGUCUUGAAGUACUUUAAAAAGCACUGUAAAUUUCACCCAGUUCUACAAAGGAAUGUCAUUUUUAAUCUGUGCUAAAAUCCUUAGAAGCCAAAUGUGGCCCUGGAAAAAAAUGAGACACCUCUGAAUAAGCGCUAGUGAGCAAUUACAUGAGGGAAGUGUUGGUGAAAAAGGGGCUUUUGGCAAAAUCCCGUGGUCCUGCCUCUUGGUGCAGAGUGAAUUGUGUCUGUUCAAAGCUCCAUCGACAUUUGUAGGCAAGAUUUAUUUUAGAACCACAGCUCGUGCAAAUCUGGUAAAAGAGCCUUUUAGAAUCUUGUGUAUAAAUAUAUCUGUUACGUAAUUAUAUUUCUAAUUAUGUAACUACCUGUAUGGCUCAGUACCAGUGAUGUUAAAUUGAGCACUUCAUGCUAAUGCCAAAAAUGGUCACAGCACCUUUGUAACAGCAGAUAACAAAUGACACUUUGGUCUGACCUGUAUCCUGAAAGAUGCCUCUAGCCCAGUUGGAUUAAUUUUAUGAAAAAUCUAGAUGAGCAAGAAGUAUAACUAACCUGCUUACUAGCACUGAAUUGCUCCUUUCUCAAAGCAAUAAAUAUAUUCAUGUUGUAACAUCUGUUGUGCAGCCUACAAUACGAGUUGUUUUGUUGCAUUGUUUCUAUAUAAUUUAUUUUGUGCAAUAAAAAAAUCUCUGGUUUUAUCUGA
Messenger RNA from Apus apus (common swift), 10964 nucleotides. RefSeq names its product polycomb group ring finger 5 (gene PCGF5). The coding region runs from base 617 to 1387 and encodes 256 amino acids. The record is from RefSeq and is a predicted model, not a curated record. Gene Ontology annotation, cellular component: PRC1 complex. The transcript is spliced from 11 exons. Lineage: Eukaryota; Metazoa; Chordata; Aves; Apodiformes; Apodidae. Gene Ontology annotation, biological process: regulation of transcription by RNA polymerase II.